Medicago truncatula (barrel medic) is the source of this 3342-nucleotide messenger RNA. RefSeq lists its product as uncharacterized. Lineage: Eukaryota; Viridiplantae; Streptophyta; Magnoliopsida; Fabales; Fabaceae. The transcript has 4 exons. The record is from RefSeq and is a predicted model, not a curated record. Gene Ontology annotation, cellular component: nucleus. Gene Ontology annotation, molecular function: transcription corepressor activity. Bases 288 to 3104 code for a protein of 938 amino acids.
AAAAGUUAGCUUAGAUUCAAGUUUCAACGUCGGAGAAUUUCCUUUCUUUAUUCUUUUGAUCGCUAGUUUUCUUUCUUGGUCCUCUCUCUCUCUCUCUCUUCGGUGAAACACAACUUUGCUGUCAUGAAAGUUUAGCUAUGUUUACGAUAACACGAGUAGUUACUAUUGUUCUUAACAGCACCGCAGCAUAGAAAUAAACACGUUGACAAUUGAGGUUUGUUUGUUGAUUCUACCCAUUUUCCCAGGUCGAUUUUCACACGUGGGAAUUCUUCAACUCUAUCAAGCAGAUGAAUCCGAGUUGUUUUGAUGCCAACAACGAAGACACUGAAGUGGAACCUGCCGGUGUUUCUGGCAUUGAAGAUGACCCGGACGUGGUACCUCGUGUUGGAGACGAGUACCAGGCAGAACUUCCUCCAUUUGUGACACCACCUUAUCUUUCUCAGCUUGCAAAAAAGACAAGAGAUUCCGAAACCGAGCUCAAUAUGCCAGAAUCAUUUUUAGUAGGAUUACCACUUCCUCUUAUGUGGACACAUUGUGAAUCCGUAAGGAGUUGCGGUUAUAGGCCUUUAGAAUCUGUCACAAGUCGAAAGGGCCAUGUUUUUUGUGCAGGAAAAAAUGGAGGAGGGUUUUCAAAUUUUAAAUCCUCUUAUAGAAAUGGUGAGACAGAUAUUGACUCGUCGAGUGGCAAGUAUCUUCUUCCUGAAUUGCCGAAUGAUCAGUCUUGGACUGAUACUGAAUAUGACAGUUUUCUUCUUGGCCUCUAUGCAUUUGGGAAGAACCUUACUUUUUUGAAGAGAUUUGUUGGGACUAAGAGUAUGGGAGACAUAUUGUUUUUCUACUACAGUAAAUUUUUUAAGUCUAAAGGAUAUUCCCGAUGGUCAGGAUGCCGGAAGGCGAAAACUAAGCGAUGUAUAUUUGGCCAGAAAAUAUUCACCGGUUGGAGGCAACAAGAAUUGCUAUCAAGAUUAUUUUCCCGUGUGUCACAGGACUCUCAAGCUACUUUGGUUGAGAUUUCGAGAAAUUUUGGGGAGGGAAAGAUGCCAUUUGAAGAAUAUGUAUUUGCUUUAAAGAAUGCUGUUGGCAUCGACUUCCUUAUAGCUGCAGUAGGUAUCGGCAAAGGGAAACAUGACCUCACAGGCACUGCUCUUGAGCCACCAAAGACCAAUCACGUCUUUUCUGUUCGCCAUGAAGUACCAGCCGGCAAAGCUUGCUCCUCUCUAGCAUCUGCAGAUAUAAUCAAGAUUCUAACGGGGAAUUUUAGAUUAAGUAAAGCUCGAUCCAGUGAUCUCUUCUGGGAAGCUGUUUGGCCUCGUCUUUUAGCAAACGGUUGGCGUUCUGAAGAGCCAAAGGAUAGUUUUGUUUCUGGAACAAAACAAUCUUUGGUUUUUCUUGUGCCUGGUGUUAAGAAAUUUUCAAGAAGGAAACUGGCAAAAGGUAGCCAAUACUUCGAUUCUAUAAGUGAUGUACUGAAUAAAGUGGCAUCUGACCCUAGGCUUCUUGAGACUGAAAUUCUGGCAACUGAGAGUAGUGAAGAUAAGGAAAACACGCAAAACAAACAAGCCCUAGAUGGCGUGUCAAAUACACAUCAAUGUCCUUCGUUUCAAUCUCACAAUUCAAAUUGCAAACCGGAUCUCGUGAAAUUUACAAUUGUAGAUACCAGCAUGGUUCAUGAUACAGAUCAACGUAAAGUGAGACAGAUGAAAAGCCUACCUUUCCAACUUGCGAAUAUGUCUACCAUCUCAAGCUGCAGUUCUAGUGAUUCUGAGACAACUACAUCUGAAGACUUGGAAGAUCAGAUUGAGCAAGCUAAUGCUUCAAUACCUAUUGAAGAUCCGGUUGAACAAGCUAAUUCUUCCCACCAUGUUGAAGAUCGGGUUGAACAGGCUAAUUCAUCAUGCCGUGUUGAAGAUCAGGUUGAACAGGCUAAUUCAUCAUGCCGUGUUGAAGAUCGGGUUGAACAUGCUAAUUCUUCGCAUCAUGUUGAAGAUCAGGUUGAACAUGCUAGUUCUGUUGAAGAUCAGGUUGAACAUGCUAGUUCUGUCGAAGAUCAGGUUGAACAUCAGAUUGAGCAAUCUAAUGCUUCAAGUCCUAUUGAAGGUAAGGUUGGACAUGCUAAUUCUUCUUUCCAUGUUGAACAUGCUAAUUCCUACAUCCAUCCUAAAGAAAUUUCAGAUAAGGGGGUCUGCGUAGACUCAUCAGGUCAUACUCGUAAUCUAGAGACCCUCAACACUACUGAAGUAGAAGUAGAAAAUAAAAAAUGCCAUUCUGAUCUGCAUGAUGAUGAGCAUUCGAGGGAGAUCAAUGAGCAGCCAUUGGUUCAAAAGAUGACAUCUGAUGAUUGCACAAAAAAUCUUCCCUGCACCACAGAAAUGCAGCAGUUGAGAGCUUGUAACAACGGAGAGUCUAGCCUUAGUGCUGAUAAUACUUCUAUGGACAGAAAUUUUGAUUUAAAUGAGCCAUUUUCACCGUCAAAUCCACAUGAAGCAUAUGAGGGCUUGGAUUUGAAUGUAAGUUUAGAAACUCUGUCUUUCCCGAGUUAUCUGGCUAAAGGAAAUCCGAACGUGAACAAUGAAGGCAGCGUUAGUGAGAAUCACCAGGUUGGAGAAGUUUCAGAAAAAAAUUCUGAAAACAGGAUGUUGAUUGACUUGAAUUUUCCUCAAGCUGCACUUGACUUGAAUUUUCCUCAAGUUGCACCUGACUUAGCACUUGAAAUGGAAAUACAAUCCUCUAAGGCAAUACAGCAAAACGAUGACCUAUGUGCGCAUACACUGUCAUCUUCAUCUGAGACAAUCCAGUUCAAUGCGAUACAGGAGAUUCCUGAUUUAAAUAAGGAGCAGCAACCGAUCACUGUUAACCGCCGUCAAAGUACAAGGAACCGGCCGUUAACUACAAAGGCAUUGGAAGCUCUUGAGUACGGAUUUCUCAACUCAAAGAGGAAGAGGAAGAACACAGAAUCUUCAGACAUGAAUUCGAAGUCCCAAUGUGUACGUGCAAGUAACGAGACAAUUAUCAGUGCUACUUGUGAUGAUAGCAUUGGGAAUUCUUUGACUGAGACAAGUGCAAAGGAGGAGAAUGUUUUCAAGGAAUAUAGUUUCAUUGUUUAAAAAGUAUCCAUAAACAGUUGCUAUACGUGAAGUCCAAAGCCAUUAGUCUAUAUUGAUUUACUCUUUUUUUUCUUCAGUAUUUGACUGAUAGAAUAAUAAAAUAGCAUAAGAUUUGAUUCAUAUGAUUAUUGAUUUAAAGACGAAGGACCAUUGUUGACAAAAUUCUAAGAUGAAAUAAAUAGGAGUAAGACUAUAACGGUUUGUCAAGGACUGUAAUCCCCGCCAAUUGAUGUUGAAA